GCCGGGAGGAGCGUUAGCUUCUGGACCAGUCGUUGUCUGAGAGUCUGUCGAUCCGGCAGGAUGAACCUCUGCGCCCAGUAUCUACGACAGGCAGAGGCCCUGAAGGCUGACAUGACAGAUUCUAAGCUGGGGGCGGCAGAGGUGUGGACGUCCCGGCAGGCCCUGCAGGACCUGUACCAGAAGAUGCUGGUGACCGACCUGGAGUACGCUCUGGACAAGAAGGUGGAGCAAGACCUGUGGAAUCAUGCAUUUAAGAACCAGAUCACCACGCUGCAGAGCCAGGCCAAGAACCGAGCCAACCCCAACCGCAGCGAGGUCCAGGCCAACCUGUCGCUGUUUCUGGAGGCAGCUAGUGGCUUCUACACACAGUUACUGCAGGAGCUGUGCACCGUCUUCAACGUGGACCUGCCGUGUCGCGUCAAAUCCUCUCAGCUCGGCAUCAUCAGCAAUAAACAGAGCAACACCAGCGCCAUCGUCACCCCGCAGCCCAGCUCCUGCUCCUACAUCUGCCAGCACUGCCUCGUCCACCUCGGAGACAUCGCGCGUUACCGUAACCAGACCAGCCAGGCCGAGUCUUACUACCGACACGCAGCUCAGCUGGUUCCAUCCAAUGGUCAGCCGUACAACCAGCUGGCUAUCCUGGCCUCCUCUAAAGGAGACCACCUCACCACCAUCUUCUACUACUGCCGCAGCAUCGCAGUCAAGUUCCCCUUCCCCGCAGCCUCCACCAACCUGCAGAAGGCCCUGUCCAAGGCUCUGGAGAGUCGCGACGAGGUGAAAACCAAGUGGAGCGUGUCCGAUUUCAUCAAGGCCUUCAUCAAAUUUCACGGUCAUGUCUACCUGAGCAAGAGUCUGGACAAACUGGACGGGCUGAGGGAGAAACUGGAGGAGCAGUUCCAGAGGCUGAUCCUGCAGAAAGCCUUCAGCUCUCAGCAGCUGGUCCACAUCACAGUCAUCAACCUGUUUGAGCUGCACCACCUCAGAGACCUGACGGCCGACGGCAGUGAGCAGAGCUACAGCAGCGAGCAGCAGAUCAGCUGGUUCCAGCUGCUCGGACUCUUCAUGUCCUUCCUGGGCGUCAUGUGCAGCCGUGUCCUGCUCAACAAGAACAGGGGGGAGGAGAUCAUGGGGGAGUGUCCUCUGCCGGCCAUCAAAGUCUCUCUGGACUGGCUCAAACUGAGACCCAGCGUUUUCCACGAGGCCGCCGUCGACCAGAGGCAGCACGUUUGGCCCUGGCUCGUCUCCAUCCUCAACAGUUUCCACCCCAAAGAGGACGACGUGUCCUGUUCCUCAGUCACACCCCUGCCGGAGGAGUUUGAGCUCCAGGGUUUCCUGGCUCUGCGGCCCGCUCUGAGGUCUCUGGACUUCACUAAAGGUCAUCAGGGAAUCCUGGUGGACAGAGACGGUCUGCCGGUCCACACUCGCCACCAGAGGCUCGUCAGUCUGGGCAAGUGGGUGGCCGACAACCAGCCGGGGCUGAUUCAGUGCAGAGUGAGCGAGGACGGUCUCCUCGUCUUCAUCACUGACAUUCCAGAGCAGGCCAUCGAGGAGCCGCAGGAGAAGGAGGCGCCGGUGCUGCAGGAGUCGUCCAACGGCGAACAGACGCCCAACGACGGCGGGAACUCGGGCCUGAAGUCGGUGCUGUCGGCGGGGAAGACGCAGAGCUCGUGGCCGGACGGGAGCGACCGACCCGUCGUCACCUUCAAGGAGAACAUCAAACCCCGAGAGCAGAGCCGCGAGCCGAUGCGGAACCAUCAUCAGAAGGACGGCGGCGGCAAAGAGCGCAGCAGGGACUUCGCUAAGGGUAACGGGGCUGCUGGGAAAGGAGAGCUGAAGAGGGACGGGAAGAGGAAGAGCGAGCUGAAGAAAACCGGUCACGAGAAAACGACUGAUGCUGGAAAACAGGUGAAGGCUCAGGUGGAGCUGAGGAAGACUCCGGUGUCUGAGGCGAAGAAGACGCCUGUCACUCAAACUCAAACCACCUGCUCCUCCCAGUUCAUCCCCAUCCAUCAUCCUGGAGCCUUCCCUCCACUGCCCAGCCGACCUGGUUUCCCCACCUCGGCCUACGUGAUCCCUCCUCCGGUGGCGUUCCCGGGGCUCCAGGUGAAUCCGGGCUUCACCUUCUCCACCGGCGUGUCCGUCCCCGGACCCUUCCUGCAGCAGGCGGUCCACACCCAGGCCGGCACGCAGGUCCAGGCCGGGAAGCAAUCCCACAUUCCCUACAGUCAGCAGAGGCCCUCUGGGCCGGGUCCGGGUCAGGGGCCGGGCUCCUCGGGACAGGGCCCGGGCCCCAUGAACCAGGGCCCCUCCCAGGGACAGCAGCCCCAGGCCCAGCCGCCGUCCCAGCAGGCCUUGCAGCAGUCGGUCCAGCUGCAGGUGCAGGCAAUGAGCCAGCAGCAGCAGUCUCCCACCAAACCGGUCCAGCAGGUCGGGAUGGGGAAGAGUCCACCUCACCACCCGGGACUACAGCAGCAGUAUAUGCAGGUCCAGGACCAGCCGGCUCAGAUGUGGAACCAGGCCCAGGCGGCCCUGCAGAAGAUGAAUCCCAUGCAGAUGUCAAUGAAGCAGCAGCAGCCGCCGCAGCAGCAGCCGCCGGCCUUCUACAUGGCGCCUCAGGAUCCUCUCAAACUGUACGAGCACCAGCUGCAGCCGCCCUCACAGCUCAGCAUGGACAAGAAGAUCAAGUACCCCGACGUCAAGAUGCAGGACUUCUACUGGGAGCCGUCCUACAGGAUGGGCGACGGUCUGGCCGUGAUGGCGGACAGGAUGAAGAGGCCCCCGCCGGGUGGGAUCUGCUCGGAGCAGGAUGCCUCUGCCGGGCCCCGGGGGCCCCCGUUUGAGGACAACAAGAGCUCGCCUCUUCUACCUCCUGACCUGUUAAAAACUCUAGCAGAUUUUGAGGAGGAGGAGGAGCUCAUCUUUACUAAGCCUCCUGAUUUCUUCCAGGCCUUGGCCGGCCCUCUUAGCACUGCUCCUGGACCAAACAUAUUUCUGCCGAAUCAGACCAGGAUGGAGAGCGGCCCUGAGGUCGUCAGCCAAUCAUCUUCUCUGCUGCCCAUGCCCGGCUUCCCCAUGCAGGAGUACAACCAGAACAGCAUCUUCAGUCAGGCCUACGGCAAGAACCUGCCGCCCAGCUCCAAGCCCGACGCUCCCAUGGUGCACCAGGAGCCGUCCCUCUACUCCCUCUUUGAAGGGACUCCCUGGUCCCCCUCGCUCCCCGCCAGCUCAGACCACUCCACCCCGGCCAGCCAAUCCCCUCACUCCUCCAACCCCAGCAGCCUGCCCUCCUCCCCCCCAACACACAACCACGGAGCCAUGCCCUUCUCUAACUUCGGGCCCAUCGGCACUCCGGACAGCCGGGACCGCAGGGUAGUGGACCGCUGGAAGGCCGACAAGACCGGUCAGGUGAGCGGGUUCGGUCUGGACUACCUGCCGGCUGCAGCCUCCUCUGCAGCUUCAGACACCAGCUGGCACCAGACCGGACCGACCGGCAGCUCCUGGACCAAUCAGGAGUCUCCGAUGGAGGAGUCGUCGUCCACUGUGCUGCUCGACAGCCUCAAGUCCAUCUGGUCGAGCUCCAUGAUGCAGCCGGGCCCGUCGGCGCUGGAGCAGCUCCUCCUGCAGCAGAAGCAGAAGCAGCAGCGAGGUCACGGCGCCAUGAACCCGCCUCACUGAACGCAGCCGAUGCGGCGCUUUGUGUCCGGACGUCAAAACGACCACCACCAGGAGAAACGGGAGGAAAAAAAAACAGAAGUUUGACGAAGACGAGCUCCAACUAAAAUGGAAAAUUAAACCGGCGAGAAACGGUGGAGGCUGGGGAGGUGACACGACCCCCCGACGAGGCUGAAACACCACCCCCCACCCCCCUCGGCUGUCGAGGAGCGGUGACUCCCCUCCUGGAUCGGAGGGCGCGGGAUCUCUUCAACCACGGUGCCACGCGCCACGCCACCGCCGGGUUUCCUUCAACCCGCGGACAUCUGAACAUUGAGGAACACAACCCCCCCCUCACCACAACUGCCCCCCCUGGUUUUUGGACAGACGCCACAUCUCCACGAACUCCUCUCUCAUCCGAUCUGGAAGAACUUCUUCUUUCUUUGAAACAAAAAAAAAUUAAAAAAAAGCAGCGACCUCGCGGACGUCUGCUCGGUCCUGUCGGAGCGCCUGUUUUUAGCGUCUCCGCCGCCGCUGCCGCAGACUGAAGCGGGGGUGUAGCGAGAGAGCGAGGACGGUGUGGUGGUCGGGUUCAGGGGGGGGGUCAGGUGAAGCACUGGGGACAAAACAACAGACUGGACUUUCUGAUCUCUCCGUUCAUUUUCAUAACUGUGGAGGAGGAGGAGGAGGAGGAGGAGGAAGGCUCUCUGUAGCUGAUUGGUUGAAUGAAGGAAGGACGGACGGUUUGGGUUACAGCUAUAUAAAUAUAUAAAUAAAUAUAUAUUGCCAUAGUUGGACUUUAAACGGGCCUUGUCUCUUAGCCGUGCUGUGAGAAUCAGGAGUGACUCAGGUGUGUGACCUCACCUGGACCGACGCUCGCUCCACGUCCCACCUUUUCUUUUGAGGGAAGAGCCGCGAGGCCCGACGACGGGACGGCGUCACGAUGCCAGUAAACGUCACGGGAAAGGAGGAAGUAGAAGGGGGGGGGGCUAAGAACACAAACCCCGUCAGUCUUAGGGAUAGUAUUAUCGUUAGCUUCAGAGACGCAGAUAUUAACAAAAAAAAAACCUGUAUUUUGUGAUUUGUUCGUAGCAGUUUUAGCUUCACGCCCUCUGAGGUGAACACAGGUAUGUCUAUUAGCUUCCUGCUUGAAUAUUUUCGGGGUUCUCUUCCUCUCCGGCCUCUUCUUCCUGUUACUUCUUUACUUAACGAAGAAAAAAAAAACAAAAGGUGUAAAACCCCUGCUCGCUUACUUAACCUGCAUUUACUGUUUCUUUUUGUUCAUGUUCUGCCUUUUUACUAGUUUGAAGCAGCUGUCGGCUCUUCUGUGCCUGCUCACUGUCCCUCACUGCUGACUGCUGUAGAGGUUAGCACCGGGCCGCAGACAGACAGGCAGACAGGCAGACAGGCAGACAGACAGGCAGACAGACAGGUGGGUUGUACAGGUAGAAUGUUUCCACUAUCUUCUCUUCAGUAACCACUACUCGCCUGCAGCUCCGCCCUGUACAGCUGAUGUUUUAAUGGACGUUGCCUGGAGGCUUUUAUUUCUCCUCUGACUGAAGCCCAGGAACUCCGGAGCCGCAGGAACCAGAACUCAGGAAGUGAAAUCCUCCUGUGGUGCACAGAGAUUUACAGUUUUCCCGCCUCUGACGAACCGUGAAAACGAAGCCGUUAAGUUCAAGUUCAUUUGUGUCGUAGCUUUACACAAGGUUAACGGUAUGUUAAUGAAUGUGUGGAACAACAAGAACCUGGUGAACUCAGCAAUAAAAACAGGCAUUAAAUGAAUCAGAAAUAAUACAAUUAAAAUGUAAGAUUCAAUUAGAUGAAAAUGAUGUAAAAGAUCAGAUCAGAGUUCUCACACGAACAACAACAGAGCCAGUGUUGUUAUUGUUUUAUUGUCAGUUGAUCUGGUUGUUUUCAAUGUGUAACGUUUAGAAUAUUAGAAAAUACUGUGGGGAAGAUAAUAUGAUUUUUUAAUUAUCAAUAAGUUAACCACAAGCAGCUCCCACCGGUUUGUAUAAGAUGUCAGAGGAUGACUAAUAAAAUAAAGGUUUACUGAUGAGUCCCAGCAGAUUAUUGUUUUACAGAAACAAAAACGGUUAAAAUAUUUUAAUUGUUGAUUUUCACAGAGUCCAGAGGGACUGAGCGAAGUAAAUAAAAAUCCAUCCAUCUAUCUGCUGAUGGACUAAUUGAUUAAUCCGUUAACUCUCAGUGCUGAGUUUUGUCUGACAGGAGACGGAGUGCUGGUCUUAUUUUGAAGUCUUCAGUCCUCCCUGAGACUUCCUUCCUGCCCCAUCAGGACUUUUUAGAAUGAUUUUAAGUCCAGAACUAAAUGAAAAGUUGCUGACGAGGUUCCUCGGCUCCGGAUCCGGUUCCUGCGGUUGAGACGAGCUGUGAGCGUUUACACGCCGUGAGUCCCGGUAGGUGUAGAGCCAAUCAGAGAGCAGCGAGUGACAGCUGACCAAUCGCCAGGCUCUGAGGCUUCAGGCUUUAGCGGGACGAGGCGGUUUAGACUGCAGCACUGUAAGUAACUUCCUGUCCGGUUUUCUAUCUGAAGUUCUGAGGGAUUAAAAAAAGAAAGAAGCCUGUUUUUAUUUUCCCACCAGGGCGUUUUAUUAAAGCAGACUUCAUAGAGACGUGUCUAUUUUCCGUGUGAUUGUGCUUUUCAUGUUGCAUUUACAAAAUGUAUUUGAAAAAUAAUAAAGAUAAAAUAUUAUUGAAUGUGAGGACGAAUUGGCCAGAAGCAUGGAGGAGAGCGUCUGAGCUGGACUGGUUCUGGUUGCCUUUGGGUUUUUCUUUUCCUUUUUUUUUUUUCUUUUCUUUUCUUUUUUUUUUUGAGUAAGAACUAAAUGGCGUCGGAUCUGGCGAUUCCACUCUGAUGUGUGGGAGGUGUCGGAGCGGCGGGUCUGAGGUUCUGGUGGCGAAGCUGGUUCAGGUCUGAGCUGUGACUCGGAGGCGUUUUGUGUUUGUCUCUCUGUAGACGUUGAGAACCGGAGGAAUCGGCCUUUAAAUAAACGUAAACCUUGUUCUCCCUUGA
Molecule: messenger RNA, 6688 nt
Organism: Seriola dumerili (greater amberjack)
Lineage: Eukaryota; Metazoa; Chordata; Actinopteri; Carangiformes; Carangidae
Gene: smg7
Product: SMG7, nonsense mediated mRNA decay factor
Exons: 23
Coding region: 61-3675 (1204 amino acids)
Biological process (GO): nuclear-transcribed mRNA catabolic process, nonsense-mediated decay
Cellular component (GO): telomerase holoenzyme complex
Molecular function (GO): telomerase RNA binding; protein binding; telomeric repeat DNA binding
Source: RefSeq, a predicted model, not a curated record